Messenger RNA from Mucor mucedo, 1235 nucleotides. RefSeq lists its product as uncharacterized. The transcript is spliced from 2 exons. Bases 337 to 1128 code for a protein of 263 amino acids. The record is from RefSeq and is a predicted model, not a curated record. NCBI's taxonomy places the organism in Eukaryota, Fungi, Mucoromycota, Mucoromycetes, Mucorales, Mucoraceae.
UUUUUUUUUUUUUUUUUUUCCUAAUUAUAAUCAACAUGAAUGCAAACGAUUUAACAGUUGUUGCACCAAUAAUGAAGAGGAUAUUGGAUGAGGUUGUGAAUAAUUCUCUCGAUUCAACUAAUUCCAGCAAUCCGGACGACGAUACACCGUUUGAACGUUCUUUAUGUGCAGCGUGGGAUGUGUGUACAGUGCAAGAUUACGCUGCAGCAUUAGUCCAUUCUCAAUUCCAUAGAGUGUUGUUAAAGGUAGGAGAGUGAAGGGCUUGUAUGAAGACGGACCAAAAAUAAAUGAAGGAUAGAGAGCUAAACAAAGAAUGAUACUGAGCAGGUGGUGACGAUGACAAGUCGAAUCCGAACCAGAGAAUUAGCCAUGGGAACACUUGCGAAUUUAGCUUGUCAUUGGGCUUCGGGUAUUGGACCAUUAUUACUUGACGACAUGGAUAUAUUAAAGCUAUGUAGAUCGAUUCUCUGGAACGAAAAUGAUGCGCGAGUUUUACUAGAGACGACCCGAUUAUUAAACACCUUUCUAUCGUGUUCGAUUGAUACAUCACAUCAGACAGUGAUUGAACAUGAUAACCUGACAGAAUUCUUAACGCCUGUACCAAUGGCUCCUUCUAUAUUUCAUCAAUACACCCUCAUCAUCUGUAACACUCUUUAUUCCGAGCUCUUGUUAAAUAGCCUCGAAUUGAUGACUAGAAUCGUUGUCUAUACAAAUGCAAUCACACAUAGUAUCACAAGACGUAGACAGAGGUUAAUGCAGCACGACCAUACCCAGACCACAAAUGAUGAUGAUGAUGAUGAUAGACAUCAAUUCAUGGAUAAAUCAGAUACAUUGGCUCUGGUUACUUGGGGAGCUGAAAGACUAGAGGAAGAAGGCAGAGGUGUUGGCAUAGGCAUGGGUUUCCAUCGUGGAGUGGCUAAAAAUGUCAUGCAUUUACUUUGGGCAUUACUAGCAUACAACCAAGUGGGAAUCACUGACUGCGGGCCAGAAAUGACACAUGGUUUGGGCCAAUCGAUGUCUAGAUUAGUCUCUUAUAUACAAGAGGAUGAAAUGGAUACAAGGGUUGAAGAUGAAGAUAUUCAAAACUUGGCACAAGCAUUAAAUACAAAAUUAUCCAUGGCCAGUUAAAAGAAAAACACAUACACACACACACAAAACUCAUAUAAUACAUUACUAUAAACAACUUGUAAAUUCCCCCUUCCUUUUUUUUUUUUAAUAAUUAAAAAAAGAUAAUU